CUCACUCGGUUCCGUCUUUAUCGCAGUCUUUCUUAACUAAAAGCUUUAGGGUUUCUCCUCUCAUAUAUUAUUCAAAACCAUGUCUCUGCGUCCAAGCGCCAAGACCGAUGUUCGUCGGAGUCGCUACAAGGUCGCCGUCGAUGCUGAUGAGGGUCGUCGAAGGAGGGAAGAUAACUUGGUUGAGAUCCGGAAGAGUAAACGAGAGGAGAAUUUGCUUAAGAAACGUCGUGAAGGAAAUCAACCGCAGCAAUUUCAACCCACUGUUACCCCUUCUCAGCUUGACAAAAAGUUAGAGAGUCUUCCAGCUAUGGUUACUGCUGUGUGGUCUGAAGAUAGAAACUUGCAGCUUGAAGCUACAUCUCAGUUCAGGAAGCUGCUUUCAAUAGAGCGGAAUCCUCCUAUUGAAGAAGUCGUAAAAUCUGGGGUUAUUCCACGCCUUGUGCAGUUUCUUGCUCGUGAUGAUUAUUCACAACUUCAGUUUGAGGCAGCUUGGGCUCUUACCAAUAUUGCAUCUGGAACAUCAGAUGACACUAAGAUUGUGAUUGAUCAUGGUGCUGUUCCGGUUUUUGUGAGACUUCUUAGCUCACCUAGUGACGACGUUAGGGAACAGGCUGUUUGGGCAUUGGGGAACAUUGCUGGUGAUUCACCAAAGUGUCGUGAUCUUGUCCUUGGUUAUGGUGCCUUGAUCUCAUUGCUGGCACAAUUUAAUGAGCAUGCUAAGCUCUCUAUGUUGAGAAAUGCCACAUGGACAUUGUCAAACUUCUGUAGGGGCAAGCCUCAGCCCCACUUUGAACAGACAAUGCCUGCCCUGCCUGCCCUUGCACGUCUUAUCCAUUCAAAUGAUGAUGAAGUACUUACCGAUGCCUGCUGGGCUUUAUCAUAUCUGUCUGACGGUACAAAUGACAAAAUACAAGCUGUCAUUGAUGCUAAUGUCUGCCCUCGACUUGUUGAACUUUUGACCCAUCCUUCACCAUCAGUUCUGAUUCCUUCCCUUCGUACAAUUGGUAACAUCGUUACUGGCGAUGAUGUUCAAACUCAGGUAAUUAUUGAGCAUCGGGCACUUCCUUGCCUUCUUAACCUUUUGACACAGAAUUACAAGAAAAGUAUCAAGAAAGAAGCUUGCUGGACCAUUUCAAAUAUAACAGCGGGUAACAAGGAACAGAUACAGGAUGUUAUUGCGGCUGGUAUCUUUGCUCCAUUGAUCCAACUGAUUCAGACUGCGGAGUUUGAGGUCAAGAAGGAAGCUGCCUGGGCACUUUCAAAUGCUACAUCCGGUGGUACUCAUGAGCAAAUCAAGUUUUUGGUGAGCCAGGGAUGUAUAAAACCACUGUGUGAUCUAUUGGUUUGUCCUGAUCCAAGAAUUGUAACUGUUUGCUUGGAAGGAUUGGAGAACAUUCUUAAAGUCGGUGAUGCUGAGAAAAACUUGGGUAAUACAGGUGAUGUGAAUUAUUAUGCCCAGCUGAUUGAUGAAGCUGAGGGACUGGAAAAGAUUGAGAAUCUUCAGAGUCACGACAAUACUGAAAUAUACGAAAAAGCAGUGAAGAUUCUUGAGACAUUCUGGAUAGAGGAUGAGGAUGAACAACUUCCAUCUGUUGAUGCUUCACAAUCUGAUUUCAACUUUGGAGGGAAUGAGCUUCCUGUUCCAUCUGGUGGCUUCAAUUUCACUUGAAGGAUAUUGAGUCUGCUAGGGAUUUGUUCAUUUGGUGGGCGUUGGUCAUCGUUUUGUGUGACCUUUCUGGACACCAACAGCUCCUGGUUAAAUAGAUGCUGCUGGUGUAUAGUUUUUUUCCAAUACAGCAAACAUUAAUACGUAUCUUGUGUCGUGGUGCUACUCAUCAGGUUAAGAGUCGAGGUUCGGCAGAAGUCUACUUUAUUUUUAAAAUUUAUUAUUUCUCAGUGUCCACAUUAUGUAUCACGCUUUCUUAUUACUAUGCAAUAUAUUUUUGUUUUGGUGUCCUUAUUGAUGGAUCGAUCAUGUUUGUUAUAAGAGUUGGCAAAUAAAAAUGAAUAUUAUUUGCUUUACUUUGUUUUUUUCUAU
Messenger RNA from Impatiens glandulifera, 2038 nucleotides. RefSeq names its product importin subunit alpha-like. Gene Ontology annotation, cellular component: nucleus; cytoplasm. Gene Ontology annotation, biological process: NLS-bearing protein import into nucleus. The transcript is spliced from 11 exons. NCBI's taxonomy places the organism in Eukaryota, Viridiplantae, Streptophyta, Magnoliopsida, Ericales, Balsaminaceae. The coding region runs from base 80 to 1669 and encodes 529 amino acids. The record is from RefSeq and is a predicted model, not a curated record. Gene Ontology annotation, molecular function: nuclear import signal receptor activity; protein binding.